Molecule: messenger RNA, 2206 nt
Organism: Plectropomus leopardus (leopard coralgrouper)
Lineage: Eukaryota; Metazoa; Chordata; Actinopteri; Perciformes; Serranidae
Gene: ccdc85cb
Product: coiled-coil domain containing 85C, b
Cellular component (GO): apical junction complex
Source: RefSeq, a predicted model, not a curated record
GGAAACCGCGUCCAAAGAGAGCACCGCCGGUAAAAAAAAAGUGGACUGCCGUGUUCACGCGCAUUUCACCUUUUUUUGCUCCAGUUUGAGCAAAGAUUUAAAUUUGCCGUGUUUUGUGUUUACUAUCGUUUGCAUGGAGCGAUGUCCAGCGGAGACGGUGCACACUGCGAUGGGACGCGGUGUGUCGUGCUGACGGGACCUGAUUGAAAAUCACCGGUGAUCGAUUUAAAAUCAUGCGUUUCCGUUAUUGAUGGCACGUGAGUACUAUCAUCGGUCGUUUCCUAAAUUCAGGAGGGAUUUUCCUUUAAAAGAUUAGCGAGGGUAUUCGGUUCAUGCACGGGUUGCCAUAGCAUCACAUUAAUAUUUUCUUUUUCAUGAUCGGCCUGUUGAAGAGGAGCGCAUAACGAUACUUUGACAUUCCGGACAAUGUGUUUUAACACGAUUCCGCAGCUGAGGCUUGGUUGAAUUACUUUUGACAGUUUAUUCGAAGCCUCCGUUUUUACGCGAACUGAUAAUACAACACAGAAAUGGCUAAAAAUCCGUCCGAGGGACCGAAGGAUGACCUGAGCCAGCUGACGGAAGAGGAGAUGCUGCGGUGCAGCAAAGAGGAGCUGGUCCGGAGAUUACGGAGGGUUGACAGCGAGAAAAUGAACUUGAUGAUCGAGCAUGGCAACAUGAUGAAAGACAUCAACCGGCGGCUGCAGGUGCACCUGCACGAGAUCCGGAGCCUGAAGGAGAUCAACCAGAAGCUGCAGGACGACAACCACGAGCUCCGGGAGCUCUGCUGCUUCCUGGACGACGACCGGCAGAAGGGUAAGAAGCUGUCCCGGGAGUGGCAGCGCUUCGGCCGCUACACCGCCAGCGCCAUGUGGAAGGAGGUGGGCACCUACAUGAUGAAGCUGAAGGAGCUGGAGGCCAACCAGGACACCGUGCUGAGGGAGAACUCUGAGCUGAAGGAGAUCAUCCUCAUGCUGGACGAGGAGAGGAACGGAGCCGGGUCCAGGAGCUCCAUAGACAGUCAGUCCAGUUUAACCAACCUGAACGGGGGCACCGGCACGGUCAGGGAUGUUGGAGACGGGAGUAGCACGUCCAGCACAGGUAGUGCAGGUAGCCCCGAUCACCACAAUCACAACCACAACCACAUACACAAGCCCGCCUCAGAGAACAGUAAGCUGGGCACCACCAUGAGGAGGUCCAUGGAUGACCUGUCAGCGCCACACCAUCACAGGAGCAUCCCCAAUGGACUCAAUGAUUCCUCCUCCAACUACAUCAGGCAGCUGGAGACUAAAGUGCGGAUCCUGGAGGACGACAACAAUAAGCUCCUCUCACAGGCUUAUAGCCGGUAUAGUUUAUCACAGAUUCAGACGAAAAAGCAGUGUAACCCAGGUGACCUCCGUGCCCUGAGGAAGGGAAUGACCCUCUACCACUCAGAGUCCCAGCUGUCCUCACUGCCCCAACGCCAGGACGCCAUGCACAUGGGUACCGGUCGUCUCCCGACCAGCGAGUCCUCUCCUGCCACAGGCUACCUGUCCUGCGUCCAGAAGCCUGAGGCCGUGGUGCACGCCAUGAAGGUGCUGGAGGUCCACGAGAACUUGGACAAGCAGGUUCCCGAGGACUACGAGGACGACCUCAGUGAGAAGGAGAAGGCCAUCGUGAGAGAGAUGUGCAACGUGGUGUGGAGAAAGCUGGGUGAUGCAGCAGGAUCAAAGCUGUCCAUCAGACAGCACCUCUCUGGGAACCAGUUCAAAGGGCCGCUGUAGCAUGGCAACCCGAGAGAGAGCGAGCGAGCGAGAGAGAGAUCAGGAUUUACAGUACCUACACUCACCUGGAAACACCUCGUUACUACCUGCGCUUACACAACCCAUCAUGCCGUGCUCCCGACUGCCUACAGCAUUCCUUCAACAAACACUCUUAAGACUGGCUGAGUUAGCUACCACAUGGACCUGUUAGUCUGUUGUCCACAUGCACAACUUUACAUGUUUUUAUCUCUCAGAGCUUAAAAAGCGUUGACAACUGGCAGCUAGUUUCACUGAUUCGCCGCUUUUCUUUGUUGAUUUGGAGGCUUUCACGAUGAUCUCUCUCUGUAAAAGCUAUAAACACACACCACAAUAAGUCCUGUCGAGCAUCGCUGUGCUACAUUAAAGGGAAACUUCAGUGUUUUUCAACCCUAUGUUCCCAUGUUUUUUUGUCUAAUUGAUUAAUGGGA